This is a messenger RNA of Closterium sp. NIES-67, 175 nucleotides long. The record is from the annotation of a GenBank genome assembly. NCBI's taxonomy places the organism in Eukaryota, Viridiplantae, Streptophyta, Zygnematophyceae, Desmidiales, Closteriaceae.
GAAUAAGGAAUAAGGAAUAAGGAAUAAGGAAUAAGGAAUAAGGAAUAAGGAAUAAGGAAUAAGGAAUAAGGAAUAAGCAAUAAGGAAUAAGGAAUAAGGAAUAAGCAAUAAGGAAUAAGGAAUAAGCAAUAAGGAAUAAGGAAUAAGCAAUAAGCAAUAAGCAAUAAGGAAUAAG